This is a messenger RNA of Trichoplusia ni (cabbage looper), 2911 nucleotides long. Its product is annotated as ribosome biogenesis protein BOP1 homolog. NCBI's taxonomy places the organism in Eukaryota, Metazoa, Arthropoda, Insecta, Lepidoptera, Noctuidae. Bases 385 to 2880 code for a protein of 831 amino acids. The record is from RefSeq and is a predicted model, not a curated record. Gene Ontology annotation, cellular component: PeBoW complex; preribosome, large subunit precursor. The transcript is spliced from 16 exons. Gene Ontology annotation, biological process: maturation of LSU-rRNA from tricistronic rRNA transcript (SSU-rRNA, 5.8S rRNA, LSU-rRNA); ribosome biogenesis. Gene Ontology annotation, molecular function: protein binding; ribonucleoprotein complex binding.
UUCUCGCCGUCUUUAGAAAGGUAGAGAAUAGAAUAGUCACAUAGUUACAUCGUGUUCCGUUGUUGAGUUCAGAAUGUCCAAUAAUUAAAAUAAUAAUGGAUAGUUUACUGGAAUUUCAUUCGCUACCGUUCCAAUUUUCAGUGCCUGCUUCUUGACAAUCACGAAAUAUAGCUAUCGCGACUAUUAUAAGGUCUGUGCUAUGAUGGAUGCUAUAACAUGGCUAUAACCUAAAAUAUUCUCUAUUGCUCUACUGUCACUAAUUGUCAACACCCGACUGUCAAACAAUUUGAUUUCACCGAAUUUCACGUUUGUAAGUCAAAAACACGUGUGUUUUGGUUCUGUUACCAAUGUGAGUGAUGUAUAUACGAAAUUAUUUCCUUUAAAAUGCCUCCUUUUAGAAGUGGUUUGCUUAAGAGAAAAUCUAGUAAUAAGGAAUCAAAUUCUAGUGAUUCAGAAAAGGUACCAGAUCAAUCUGACGAAGGUUCAGGAGAUGAAGAGUUAAUUCAAGGAGCACUUAACGGUGAAGACGACGCCACAGACUCUGAACAUGAGGAAGAGAGUGGAGCUGCGUCCGAUCAAGAACAGGAUGCGGUGUUAUUUGAUGACAGCGCAGACUCGACAUUUGGAGAUGAUGAACAAGUAGACAAUGAUUCAGAAGGGUCCUCAGACCUCACUGACUCAGAAGAAGAAUCAGGAGAUGAAAAUGAUGGUAGCAGUGAAACUGACGAAGAGAGUGUGGAUAGCGGAGCUGAGUCUGGAGCUGUACAAACUCCAUCAGGUGUGAGUGAUGCUAGUGACACAGAGAAAAAGGAUACCAAACAGAAACCUAGGAAAACUAGGCAGGCUAAACCAAAGUCAGAAACUACUGAGGCCAGCAUAGACAGGCUAGCUGAUACUAUUGGGAAAGCAAGUGUUAAAACACAACCUGUUGAAAAAAAAGAUGAGUACGAGUCGGGCGACACGUCGGACGAGGAGGACCGGCGCACGACGGUGGGCGACGUGCCCAUGUGGUGGUACAACGAGUACCCGCACGUCGGGUACGACCUGGACGCGCGUCAGGUGCUGCGCCCGCCGCAACGGGACCACAUCGACGACUUCCUCAAGAAAUGUGAGGACCCAGAUUUUUGGCGGACUGUUCGCGACCCUAACACUGGGCAAGAUGUAGUGUUGAGUAAGCAGGACCUUGAGCUUAUCCGCCGGCUGCGAGAGGGCCAUGUGCCGGAUCCCACACACGACGAGUACCAGCCAUGGGUAGAGUGGUUCAGUCGCGAGGUGUUAGCUACACCGCUGCGCGCUUUCCCCGAGCACAAGCGUUCAUUCUUGCCGUCGCGGUCUGAACAACAGCAGAUCGGCCGCAUCGUGCACGCGCUCAAAAUGGGCUGGACCAAAACUAGGAAACAACUCGCCGAGGAACGAAGAAAGAAAAGAGAAAAGCAGUUCUACAACCUGUGGGGCUCCUCGGAGGCGGACCCCGCGCAGCGCGGACUGCAGCGACACAUCCCUGCGCCGCGCCGCGCCCUACCCGGACACGCCGAGAGCUACAACCCGCCGCCCGAGUACCUGCUGGACAAGCAAGAGAUGAAGGAGUGGGACAAGCUGAGCGAGACUCCGUGGAAGCGCAAGUACACGUUCCUGCCGACGCGGCACUCCAGCCUGCGCGCAGUGCCCGCCUACGAGCGGUACACGCGCGAGCGCUUCCUGCGCUGCCUCGACCUCUACCUGGCGCCGCGAGCCAUCAAGAUGCGGCUGACGAUCACGGCGGACGACCUGGUACCGAAGUUGCCGUCGCCGCGGGACCUGCAGCCGUUCCCGACGACGGAGGUGUUGCAGUUCAAGGGGCACACGGAGCUGGUGCGCUCCGUGGACUUCGACCCCACCGGGCAGUACAUCGUGUCGGGCGGGGACGACGGCACCGUGCGAGUGUGGGAGUGCAGCUCGGGGCGCUGCCUGCGCACGCUGCGCGCGGGGGCGGGCGCGGGCGCGGGCGUGGCGCGCGUGGGCUGGGCGCCCAGCGCGGCGCUGGCGCUGGUGGCGGCGGCGGCGGGGCGCGCGCUGCUGCUGCUGGCGCCGGGCGCGCCCGCCGUGGCCGCGCGCCUGGCCGAGCGCACCGACCGCCUGCUGGAGGCCGCGCCGCCGCAACACGACGUCACCGUGGACGAGCGCACGUCGAGCUGCGCGCAGUGGCAGCACGUGGCGCCGGAGCAGUGGGCGCAGGGCGUGCGCAUCUCUAUACAACACUUCAAGCCCAUCACGCACCUGGCGUGGCACGCGCGCGGCGACUACGUGUGCGUGACGCUGGCCGAGGCCGCGUCGCGCGCCGUGGUCGUGCACCAGCUGUCGCGGCGCCGCAGCCAGCUGCCCUUCUCCCGCAACAAGGGGCUCGUGCAGUGCGCGCUCUUCCACCCCACGCGCCCGCAGCUCUUCGUGGCCACGCAACGGGUAGUCCGCGUGUACGACCUGGUGAAGCAAGAGUUGGUGCGCAAGCUGCUGACGGGCGCGCAGUGGAUCAGCAACAUGGCCGUGCACCCCGGCGGGGACAACCUGCUCGUCAGCUCCUACGACAGGAAGUGCAUAUGGUUCGACCUGGAGCUGUCGUCCAAGCCGUACCAGACGCUGCGGCUGCACGGCGGCGCGGUCCGCAGCGUGGCCUUCCACCGCCGCUACCCGCUGUUCGCGUCCGCCGGCGACGACGACAAGAUCGUCGUGUCGCACGGAAUGGUCUACAACGACCUGCUGCAGAACCCGCUGCUGGUCCCGCUGAAGCAGCUGCGCGCGGGCGGGCGGCGCAGCGAGCUGUGCGUGCUGGACCUGCGCUGGCACCCGGCGCAGGCGUGGCUGCUGGCCGCCUGCGCCGACCACACGCUGCGGCUCUACGCCUAGCCGCACAUUCUAAUAUACUGCCUUAUAUUCA